This is a messenger RNA of Dendrobium catenatum, 2167 nucleotides long. Its product is annotated as sucrose transport protein SUT2. NCBI's taxonomy places the organism in Eukaryota, Viridiplantae, Streptophyta, Magnoliopsida, Asparagales, Orchidaceae. Gene Ontology annotation, cellular component: plasma membrane; vacuole. Gene Ontology annotation, biological process: sucrose transport; transmembrane transport. Gene Ontology annotation, molecular function: sucrose:proton symporter activity. The coding region runs from base 130 to 1746 and encodes 538 amino acids. The transcript is spliced from 6 exons. The record is from RefSeq and is a predicted model, not a curated record.
ACGGUAAUCGAAUCGCCGGUGGCCCAACUCUCCUUAUCUCUUUCCGGCUCCAAGAAAUCUCUCUUCCCACCACUACACAGCAGAUUGCUGUGAAUCUGCUGUGAUCUUCAUCUCCCGCCCGAUAUCGGGAUGAGCGAUCCACCACACGAGUUGACUGGCACACAACCGCCGCCGGCGAAAAGCCGUCCGCGAUCAUCCCUUUCAUCGGCGGCGGAAGUAGCGACUACCAGCGGUAGGGAUCGCAUCAAAAAAUCGAGGCCCCCGCCUCCACCUCCGCCUCCACCGCCUCCCCGACGGGAAGCUAGGGUUCCGCUGCGGCUGCUCUUACAAGUGACAGUAGUGGCGAGCGGUGUGCAGUUCGGAUGGGCUCUGCAGCUCUCGCUGCUGACUCCCUACGUACAGGAGCUGGGAAUCCCGCACUCGUUUGCAAGCUUCGUGUGGCUCUGCGGGCCGCUCUCGGGGCUCUUCGUGCAGCCCCUUGUCGGCGUCAUGAGCGAUCGAUGCUAUAGUAAAUUGGGGCGGCGCCGCCCUUUCAUUAUUGGUGGCGCCGCCGUCAUCGCGGUAUCCGUUCUACUGAUCGGGCACGCGGCCGAUAUUGGCGGUAUUUUGGGCGAUCCUGCUGAUGCGGUUGUCCGGCCUCGUGCUAUUGCUAUAUUCGUGGUGGGGUUUUGGCUUCUUGAUGUUGGAAAUAACACCAUCCAGGGGCCUUGUAGGGCUCUUCUUGCCGAUCUCACAGGGAAGGAUCACAGGAGAACUCGGGUAGCAAAUGCGUAUUAUUCUCUCUUUAUGGCCUUGGGUAGUGUUCUGGGCUAUGCUGCUGGGUCUUUUAGUGGCUGGUUUAAGAUCUUACCAUUUACUCUCACGUCAGCUUGUAAUACAAAUUGUGCGAACCUCAAGUCAGUUUUCCUUGUUGAUGUUAUUCUUCUUGUUUUAAGUACAUAUAUAAGUAUAUCAUCAGUCAAGGAAGUUCCCCUUUCUAGAGCCUCUUCAUCACCCGAUGAGGAAACACCCGCUCAAGAGGCUUUCUUUUGGGAUUUGCUGGGCGUGUUUCGAUAUAUAACAUUGCCUAUUUGGAUAAUCUUAAUUGUCACUUGCCUUAAUUGGAUAGGAUGGUUUCCUUUCACCCUCUUUGACACUGAUUGGAUGGGACGAGAAAUAUACAGAGGAGAUCCAAAUGGAGGGCAAAAUUAUCAUACAGGAGUGAGGAUGGGAGCUUUCGGGCUAAUGUUGAAUGCUAUUGUUCUUGGGUUUACUUCGGUAAUGCUGGAAAAACUUUGCAGAAAGUUGGGAUCUGGCUUAGUUUGGGGAAUUUCAAGCAUUAUUUUAUCUUUCUGCUUGGGUGCAAUGCUCAUAAUAACUGCGGUGUUGAAAAAUAUGGAUAUUUCGAGCACAGGAUUGCCACCGACUGGCAUAGUUGUUGCUGCUCUAAUUGUUUUCACCGUCCUGGGCGCGCCUUUGGCAAUCACCUAUAGUCUUCCUUAUGCAUUGAUAUCCGCUCGUAUAGAGUCUUUAGGGCUUGGACAAGGACUUGCGAUGGGUGUUCUAAACUUGGCAAUUGUGAUCCCUCAGAUCAUUGUAUCUCUGGGAAGUGGACCAUGGGAUCAGUUAUUUGGAGGUGGGAACUCUCCCGCCUUUGCUGUGGGAGCAGCUUCAGCUUUUUUUGGCGGCUUGGCGGCCAUUAUUGCUAUUCCCCGGACACAUCCUGCAAAACCAAAGGAACCUGCAAAACCAAAGAACCGCCGAUAAGGUAACAGAAAGAUGCAAUGAGAAGCCAUUCUUUAUGGGAAGGAUAAUUUGUGGAAGGCGGUGGAUAUCAUCCUCUUUAUAAAGUUUGCAGACAACUGAUGAGGGGGGAGAUGAGCUUCUUCGUAUGCUGAUUAGCAGAAAUAAAAAUCCUUUUGAAUUAUAUUUGUAUAAUCUUGGAACUAUUUUAAAGUCACAAUCGGGCACCAUUUGAGAUUAAUGCAGAGAGAUUUCAGUGGAAGAUGGUGGCUUCAUGAUUUUUGUUGUCAUUCGUAAUUAAUGUUUAUUGAAUUGAUUCGAUGUUUAUUUACUGUAAUAAUUUCUUUGCUUGAGCUGUUUUGUAUUGUUGAUUCCUAUGAAAAGAAACAUCCCCCCCCCCCUGUUAGCUUACAUGGGCAUCUAUGAACAAAUGAUAUAUUCAUCA